Messenger RNA from Abrus precatorius (Indian licorice), 3609 nucleotides. Its product is annotated as putative disease resistance protein RGA1. Gene Ontology annotation, molecular function: ADP binding. NCBI's taxonomy places the organism in Eukaryota, Viridiplantae, Streptophyta, Magnoliopsida, Fabales, Fabaceae. The transcript has 4 exons. Gene Ontology annotation, biological process: defense response to other organism. The record is from RefSeq and is a predicted model, not a curated record. The coding region runs from base 59 to 3211 and encodes 1050 amino acids.
AUUGCGAAUCUCAAACUGAACACACUGAAAUCUCUUCUCUUCAUCAGAUCUAAGGAAUAUGGAAAACGUUCCAUUUGCUGUUGCGUCUAAUCUCAUUCACAGGUUGGCUUCCGCAGAUUUUCUUGAAUUUGGAAUUCAAUAUGAUGUGACGGAAGACUUGGAAGAGCUUAAGAACACUAUUGAAUCCAUCAAUUCUAAGCUCCGUGAUGCCGACGAUAAACAAGAUCAAGAUGAUGGUGUGCGAGUUUGGAUCAGAAGGUUCAAAAAAGUACUCCACACUGCAGAUGACUCCUUAGAUGACCUUGCUAUCCAAUUCAGGAGAGACAAAUUGGGUGCAGAAGGAAAAGAAGUAGACAAGGUCCUUCUUUCCAUUUCAUCUUCAAAUCAACUUCCUUUAUACACUGAAAUGCCUGACAAAAUUAAAGAAAUACGAGAAAGUUUUAAUGGUGUGAUAAAGGAAAUGAAGGAUUUGAAUUUAAGCCCAACAUCAGCGGUGGUUAAGCAAACUAAUAGUGAACAGAGAGAAACAUGUUCUUUUGUAUUAGAAUCAGAUAUCAUUGGAAGAGAUGAUAGUAAGAAGGAGAUUAUUAGUCUGUUGAGACAACCUCAUGAAAACCAAAAAAUUUCUGUUAUUGCCAUUGUUGGCCUUGGUGGUUUGGGGAAGACAGCUCUUGCACAAUUGGUGUAUAAUGACUUGGAAGUGCAGACUUUUUUCGAUAUGCAAAUGUGGGUGUGUGUCUCUGAUAACUUUGAUGUGAAAACUAUUAUGAAGAAAAUAUUAGAAUCAAUUACUGGUGACCAAGUUGAAGACAAGUUAUCAUUAGGCAACUUGCAAAGAAAACUUCAUGAAGAAGUAAGAGGUAAGAAAUAUUUGUUGGUCCUGGAUGACAUUUGGAAUGAAAGUCAUGACAAAUGGGCUGAAUUGAGAAUGUACUUGAUGUGUGGCGCUCAAGAUAGUAAGAUUUUAGUGACAACUCGAAGUGAAAAUGUAGCAAAGGCAAUGACUGCUAGCACUUCCUAUCCUUUGAAAGGUUUGACUGAUGAAGCGUCUUGGACUUUGUUGAAGAGCAUUGCAUUUGAGGAUGAUUUCAAAAGAGUGAAUCAAAAUCUAGAAUCAACGGGGAAAGAAAUAGCCAAAAAAUGUAAGGGGGUUCCACUAGCAGUUAAGACCCUGGGAGGCCUGUUAAGAAGACAAAACGAAGAAAGUGAAUGGGAGAAUGUUUUACUUGGUGACUUCUGGAAAUUAUGUGAAGAGCAAAAGAGUAUCAUGCCAAUUCUAAAACUCAGUUACCGCAACUUGUCGCCAGAAAUGAGACAAUGUUUUGCUUAUUGCUCUUUGUACCCCAAGGAUUCAGAAAUUCGAAAAGAUGAGUUGAUUCAGUUAUGGAUGGCACAGGGUUACCUUAAAUGUUCAACUGGAAAACAGCACAUGGAGGAUGUUGGAAAUCAAUUUGUAAAGAUGUUUUUGAUGAACUCAUUUUUUCAAGAUGCAGAAAAUGAUGAAUGCGGUGAGAUCAUUAGUUUUAAAAUGCAUGAUUUAAUACAUGAUCUUGCGAUGCUUGUUGCUGGCAAUGAUUAUUGUUACUUGGAUAGUAAGGCAGAAACAGUUGAAGGUAGACCCAUGCACGUAUCGUUGGAAUCUUAUGAGGCCAUUCAUUUGUUGAAAUCAUUUGAUCUGAUCAGGCUGCGAACUUUGAUCUUGCCUUUGAUUUUGCCGUAUCACUUCGAAGUGGAGGAAUAUCUGUCGGUUACUGCAAAGUUCAAAUACUUACGUGUCUUGAGGAUGCAUCAUCUCUCUGGUUCCACUGAAGAUUUGAAGCAUUUAAGAUACCUUGAUUUAAUGCAACAAACAAGUCUUCCCAAAUCUAUGAGCAAUCUUGUUUUCUUACAAACAUUAAAAUUGUGGGAGUGUGAUGAAGAAUCAUUUUCAGAAGUAGUCACAAAAUUAGUCAAUCUGAGGUGCCUAGGUAUUGCUUACCAUGACACCUUGAGUAGAAUGGCAAUUGGGUUGGGAAAAUUAUGCUCAUUGCAAUUCUUAUCGACCUUUGUUGUGGGAGACAGCCAAGAAAUAAGAUAUGGCACACUAAAUGAACUCAAGGACUUAAACCUAAUAAGAGGCGAAUUAGAAAUUCAGUAUCUCAAACGCGUCAGACAAGUGGCUCUGGAAUCACAGCACGUAAAUUUAAAAGAAAAAAAAUUCCUUCAAUCCUUGACUCUGGAUUGGUCCAGUGAAGAGCACGGAGACAUCUGUAACAGUGACAGCCUACAGUUAUUGGAAAACCUUCAGCCCCACCGUAAUCUCAAGCGGUUGAAGGUGAUUGAUUAUCCAGGCAUGCUUUUCUCAAAUUGGCUUUCUCUCCUCACAAAUGUUGUUGACAUUAGUCUCUAUUGUCUUCCUAAUUGUCGCUGUCUAACGCCGUUGGAACGUCUCCCGUCCCUGAAGUCACUUGAUAUACAGGUUCUUCGUGAAUUGGAAUACAUAUAUCUCUACGAAGAUGGUUUUGCAGUAACCUUCUUCCCCUCUUUGGAGAACCUCGUAUUAAUUAAUUGUCCCAAGCUCAGGGGAUGGCGCAGGCGAGGAGACGAUAUCAAUGAUUCACAUAAUCUCUCCUCAUCUCUUUCAUUUCCUCGUUUUUCUCAACUGAAUGUCUAUGGCUGUCCAAAGUUGACUUGCAUGCCUACUUUUCCAAAGGUUGAGAAUUUGUUCUUGUAUCACUGCAGUGCAGAGCCAUUAAUAGCAACACUAAACUCAACAUGUUCAGCCGACUCGUCUUCCUCCGCUGCUCCUCUUUCCAUACUCGAAGAAUUGGCGAUUUCUGUUCCUAUGAAUUUACCAAAAGGUUGGAUGCAAAAUCUGACUUCUCUCAAGUGUCUUCAAAUUGGAUGGUGUGACAGUGAAACACCGGAGGAAUUUGAGACUGGGUUUAAGGACGACACCAACUGCCUUUCUUCUCUGCGAAAAAUAAGCAUAGUUACAUGUGAAAGGCUAAAGGCUUUGCCAGAUUGGAUUUGCAACCUCUCAUUGCUUCAGCACAUCGACAUCUACAAUUGCCCAAAUUUGGCAUCGCUGCCCGAAGGAAUGAGUCGUCUUAAGAACUUAAAGAUCUUUGAGGUCAAGUGGUGUUCCCUCUUGCUUAAAGAGUGCCGAACAGAGACAAGUGCUGUUAGUCGCCAAAUCGCACAUAUCCCACAAAUUAUCCUUCAUGAUUAGUGAUGAUAAAGAAGGCAAAGUUGAAGAAAGUGAACCAGAUGCUGCCACCAAUGUGCUAUUGGGACCCUGCAAGAGAAAAUAUGCAGUAAGUUGUCAAAAAUAGACUAAUGAUUCACUUCAGUUGGCUAGAGAUUAACCAACGUUAGUUGAUGCAAUUGAUGCAAGUAGAGAUACUUGAGCUGAUGAGGCAACUUCGUUGAAUUCUACUGUUGCGAGGCUGGUGCUGCUUAAUGCAAGAUGGAUUGUGUUUGCACUAUGCUCAUAUUUUCUAGUUACUAUGUUAUUGUUAAUCCUUAUGUUCAGUAUAUUUUCUAGUUACUAUCUAACAUGCACCUUAGUGUUUAGGUGACAUCAAUACUCCUACUUUCUAUAUUAUCAUGAAUUUUACAUUAAAUUUG